This is a messenger RNA of Andrographis paniculata, 885 nucleotides long. RefSeq lists its product as uncharacterized. The coding region runs from base 1 to 885 and encodes 294 amino acids. NCBI's taxonomy places the organism in Eukaryota, Viridiplantae, Streptophyta, Magnoliopsida, Lamiales, Acanthaceae. The transcript has a single exon. The record is from RefSeq and is a predicted model, not a curated record.
AUGCCUCAGGUCGAUCUUGAAACGCUUGUUGCGUCUUGCGCCGGAGGAGGCGUCGACCUUAAAAUUGCUUGCGAAACAGUGCCAGCGGCGGACGACGACCAGCCGCCGAAGAAUCACGACGGUGGAUCCGCCGAAUUGCCGCCGGAAUCAUUCUGGCUGUCCAAGGACGCAGAGUACGAUUGGUUCGACCGCAACGCCUUCUACGAGCGGAAAGAAUCCACCAAACCCAACUCGAAUCCGAAUUCGAAUCCCAAUCCGAAUCCGAAUCCGAAUCCAAAUCCGAACUCAAAUCCUAAUUCUCAGCGGUUACCGGCGCACUUGAAGAAGCCCUCCAUCAUCGGAUUGCCCAAGACUCAGAAAACCACUUACGUCGAUUCGAGGCGGCGGACCUGCAAAUCGGUGAACAUAAGGCUGUUUCCUAAACGGACCCAGUCCUCCGCCGGAAAAUCCGCGGCGCCUGUGGCGGAACCAGGCUCUCCGAAGGUCUCUUGCAUGGGUCGGGUCAGAUCUAAAAGAGGCCGCCGGAGGUCCAAUUCCGCCAGACGAGCCGAUAAACCGGCGGAGAAAUCCAUAGCCGGCGGGGAGAAGAAAAAGACCGGGUUUUAUUCCAAACUAGCAAACAUGUUCCGGUCCAGAAAGCAGCACAAAAAACCAAGCCGAUCGGGCAGCAGAAGAGUGGCGGACCGGAUGGAAGAACCGGCGGCCGUCGAACCGCAGCGGAAGAGCGUGAGUGUGAGAGUGCUAGAAAUUCCGACAACUGCCGAGGCGCCGGCUCUUGGAGGGAUGAAACGGUUCGCUUCGGGCCGGCGGUCUGGAUCGUGGACCUCCGACGACUUCAAUCAGGCGGCUUCCGGCGACCUAGAUCGGCGCGUGUGUAGGGGUUGA